This is a messenger RNA of Oncorhynchus kisutch (coho salmon), 943 nucleotides long. RefSeq names its product translocase of inner mitochondrial membrane 8 homolog A (yeast) (gene timm8a). NCBI's taxonomy places the organism in Eukaryota, Metazoa, Chordata, Actinopteri, Salmoniformes, Salmonidae. The transcript is spliced from 2 exons. The record is from RefSeq and is a predicted model, not a curated record. The coding region runs from base 86 to 364 and encodes 92 amino acids.
ACACGUGAAGGUCAGGAACUGCAGUCAAUCGUUUACAAUUAUCAAAUAAUUGUACAUUUCUGUCUAAUUUAUAAGCGAUUUGCCCAUGAACAUGGAAAACCAAGGAGCCACAGCAGACCCUCAGCUUCAGCAAUUCAUCGAAAUCGAGUCCCAAAAACAAAGGUUUCAGCAGUUGGUCCAUCAGAUGACUGAAGUGUGUUGGGAGAAAUGCAUGGACAAACCUGGGCCCAAGCUGGACUCCCGGACAGAGAUCUGCUUUGUGAACUGUGUAGAGCGCUUCAUUGACACAAGCCAAUUCAUCCUGAACAGACUCGAACAAACACAGAGGAGUAAGGGCUCCUUCUCAGAAUCCAUGUCUGAAUAGUCUAGCAACAUCCUCCACUGGAUAGACUGACAAGGCGCUGAACAGCCAAUCAAGUUGUUUUACAGCAAUGCCAGCUUUCUAUAUGGUGCAAUGAGAACACUGUCCAAUAACCAGGUGGGGAAGAAACAAGUCGUUUUGAUAAGUGCCUCGGUUUUGCACCUUGUAUCAUGUCACCUAGCCAAGUUCCUCUCUCACCUAGUGGGACAUGAGAUUAAGUGCAGUAGUAACAAUUCUGGUUGGUAGCUAGCUAAUAUCUUCAUAUUGUUGGUGAUUCUGAAACUGUGUAGUAAAUGGAAUGAGCCUGUUGCAUGUCAAUCAUAUCAUGAAAACUGAGAUGGGAGAACUCCAUUAGUAUGCUUUUAAAACAAGCUUACCCAGCUGUAGAGGUUGUCCUGGGGCAGAAACAAAGAGCCAAAAAUCUGGGACAUUCAAUUAGACAACGUGUCGGAAAGCCACAAAAACUCACUGCAUUCAGUACCAAGUCAGAGUACGAACAAUGUCUUGUUGGGAAAAGGGCACGAUCUAUGGCCGAAACAAGUGUUCCAUUGUAUAUAUAUGCAAUAAACAAAAAUCUUAUUG